UUAUAAAAGUAUGUAUAACAUGUAUAAGGUGUUUAGUUUUCGUAAGUGAGGCUAGGAAGCUUGACAGAAUGAAGCUCGUCUUAAUAUGUAUAACUGUAUGCAUUUUGUCUGCAGUUGGCGCCAGCCAGUUAGAGUUUGAAUCCUCUUCCUCCUCAUUCAAUGAAAUUAAGAAAGAGGUUGAGGCUCCAAAAUCAGAAGUAGCCAAGUUGAAGUCAAAAAGUAAAAUGGAAAUUGAGUUUGAGGCCCUGAAAUCAGAAGUAGCCAUGUUGAAGACAAAAGUCCAACGAUAUGGCCAUCACCAUGGUAACCGUUGUAAAUCUGGAACUGCACAGCUUGGGUAUUCAGGUAAACGAAAUAAAAGUCGAGUUCAGUACAUACCUUUUCAUGGACCUUUCUACAGGACACCGGCUUUAGUGGUUGGAAUGACCUCAUUGGAUACCUACAGGAAAAAGAAUGUGAGGAUACGUACGACUGUACACCAUCUGUCCAGACAUGGAUUCGUAUUGAAAAUUACUUCCUGGGCCAACUCGAUUACCUACAAUGUUGUCUAUACGUGGAUGGCGUGUCCCAAGUAGACUUACACAGAAUCAUAUUUGUACCUAUUCUUCUAUGGGUGUAUUCCAAUUGUGACGUUCUACAAACCCCCUGUUUCGGUCUUGUUAUUUCUUUUAAAUAAUAAAGCUUUAAUCAAU
Molecule: messenger RNA, 692 nt
Organism: Mytilus californianus (California mussel)
Lineage: Eukaryota; Metazoa; Mollusca; Bivalvia; Mytilida; Mytilidae
Exons: 3
Coding region: 69-575 (168 amino acids)
Biological process (GO): cell adhesion
Molecular function (GO): carbohydrate binding
Source: RefSeq, a predicted model, not a curated record